AUGCCGGAGAAAGGACCUGACGAGUGGCUUGAACGGGUCAAGAAAUGCCAAUCGCUUACUGAGAAUGAGAUGAAGCAACUUUGCGAAAUGGUAAAGGAGCUUUUGAUGGAGGAAAGCAAUAUUCAACCGGUGCAAACCCCUGUUACAGUCUGUGGUGACAUACAUGGACAAUUUCACGAUUUACUUGAACUAUUUAGAACAGCAGGCGGAUUUCCUGAUCAUAUCAACUACAUCUUUUUGGGAGAUUACGUGGAUCGAGGCUAUUACAGUCUUGAAACUUUUAGUUUAUUGAUGUGUUUGAAGGUCAAAUAUCCAUCAAGGAUAACACUGGUCAGAGGUAAUCAUGAAUCAAGACAGAUUACUCAGGUUUACGGGUUUUAUGAAGAGUGUUUAAAUAAAUAUGGUUCAACGACUGUGUGGAAGUAUUGUUGCCAGGUGUUCGACUUUUUGACUUUGGCUGCUAUAAUAGAUGGUAAAAUAUUAUGUGUUCAUGGGGGUCUGUCACCAGAGAUCAGAAUGCUUGACCAAAUUCGUGUUCUGUCAAGAGCGCAAGAGGUACCACACGAGGGCGGAUUUUCAGAUUUGCUCUGGAGUGAUCCUGAUAACGUUGAAGCAUGGCAAGUCUCACCAAGAGGUGCCGGGUGGCUUUUUGGUAGCAAAGUAGCUCAUGAAUUCAACCAUGUUAAUGGGUUGAACUUAGUUGCAAGAGCUCAUCAAUUAGUUAUGGAGGGUUUUAAAUACCACUUUCCAGAAAAAGAUGUAGUAACAGUAUGGUCCGCACCGAAUUAUUGUUAUAGGUGUGGUAAUGUUGCCAGUGUUAUGAAAGUUGAAGAAGAUUUAGAACCUUCGUUCAAAAUAUUUUCUGCUGUGCCUGAUGAUUACAUUCAAGAAGCUGCAGCAAGUCAUAAUAACCAAAGAGGUGGUUACUUCUUAUAG
Messenger RNA from Zygotorulaspora mrakii, 936 nucleotides. It is a transcript of the gene SIT4, whose product is annotated as type 2A-related serine/threonine-protein phosphatase SIT4. The coding region runs from base 1 to 936 and encodes 311 amino acids. Gene Ontology annotation, biological process: peptidyl-serine dephosphorylation; G1/S transition of mitotic cell cycle. The transcript has a single exon. Lineage: Eukaryota; Fungi; Ascomycota; Saccharomycetes; Saccharomycetales; Saccharomycetaceae. Gene Ontology annotation, cellular component: cytoplasm. The record is from RefSeq and is a predicted model, not a curated record. Gene Ontology annotation, molecular function: protein serine/threonine phosphatase activity.